Neltuma alba is the source of this 1841-nucleotide messenger RNA. Its product is annotated as tubby-like F-box protein 8. Gene Ontology annotation, molecular function: protein binding. Lineage: Eukaryota; Viridiplantae; Streptophyta; Magnoliopsida; Fabales; Fabaceae. The record is from RefSeq and is a predicted model, not a curated record. The transcript is spliced from 6 exons. Bases 373 to 1659 code for a protein of 428 amino acids.
AUUGGAGUCCGGGUAUGAGAGAGAGAGAGAGAGAAGGGCGAAAGGAAAAGCGAAUGAGCUGAGAAGGGAUCUCGCUCGGUGAAAGAAAAUAUAUUUAAGGAUUUUGACCAAAAGGCUCUUGAAUCUCUCUUUUUCACAUGAUACUGCUUUAGGUUUCAUCUCUGCAAGUUGUGUUGUGCUUGAGCCACAGAUCUCUUCAAUCUGGAUUUGCAGGUAAAGAGCGCCUUCUGGUCCUGCCAUGGAGAUUUUAGCAGCUUAAGUUACAUUUACAUCUAGGUCUUGAGAGCCAUAUGUGCAUGGUGCUCGUAUAUAGUCCACCAGAAAUUCUAAGAACAGAGAUAUAUAGUGGUCUUUCUGGGACUGUGCUGGAAGAUGUCAUUCCGAAGCAUAGUUCGUGAUGUAAGGGAUAGUUUUGGGAGCUUAUCUAGGCGGAGUUUUGAUGUCAGGCUGACUGGCCACCACCGAGGAAAGUCUCAUGGAUCUUUUCAAGAUUUGCAUGAUCAGCCUCUAGUUAUUCAAAGCAGCCGCUGGGCAAGCCUGCCCCCAGAAUUGCUAUAUGAUGUUAUUAGAAGGCUAGAGGAGAGUGAGAGCACAUGGCCUGCUCGAAAGCAUGUUGUUGCAUGUGCUGCAGUUUGCCGAUCUUGGAGGAACAUGUGCAAGGAAAUUGUGAAGAGCCCAGAAUUCUGUGGAAAGCUUACUUUCCCUGUGUCCCUGAAGCAGCCUGGACCAAGAGACGGAAUGAUUCAGUGUUUUAUCAAAAGAGAUAAAUCUAAUUUAACAUACCAUCUAUUCCUUUGUCUCAGCCCUGCUUUGUUAGUUGAAAAUGGAAAAUUUCUUCUAUCUGCCAAAAGGACGAGAAGAACAACUUACACAGAGUAUGUUAUUUCCAUGGAUGCUGACAACAUCUCCAGAUCAAGUAGCACUUAUAUUGGAAAGCUGAGAUCAAAUUUUCUUGGUACAAAAUUCAUAAUAUAUGAUACACAGCCACCAUAUACUACUGCCCAGAUACCCCCUCCGGGGACCGGAAGGACAAGCCGAAGGUUCAAUUCCAAAAGGGUCUCACCUAAGGUCCCAUCUGGUACCUACAACAUAGCUCAGGUGACGUAUGAAUUAAAUGUGCUGGGGACACGAGGCCCAAGGAGAAUGCACUGUAUGAUGCAUUCAAUUCCAGUCUCUGCACUCGAUACAGACGGCACAGUUCCUGGCCAGCCAGAGCUGCUUCCUUGUGCCCUUGAGGAUUCAUUCCGUAGCAUUUCCUUCUCAAAGUCUCUAGACCACUCCAUUGAGUUCAGUAGUGCACGAUUUUCUGACAUUGGGGCAUCCUGUAGCAAUGAUGAAGAGGAUAACAAGAUGAGACCCUUGGUUCUGAAGAACAAACCUCCAAGAUGGCAUGAACAGCUUCAAUGCUGGUGCCUCAACUUCCGAGGACGGGUGACGGUUGCUUCUGUCAAAAACUUCCAGUUGAUCGCGGCCACCCAGCCAGCUGCUGGCGCACCCACACCAUCUCAGCCGGCCCCACCAGAUCAUGAUAAGAUAAUUCUGCAGUUUGGCAAAGUUGGGAAAGAUAUGUUCACCAUGGACUACCGAUACCCUCUAUCUGCUUUCCAGGCUUUCGCAAUAUGUUUGAGCAGCUUUGACACCAAACUGGCUUGUGAAUAGACCAAUCAAAUCAUGAAGCAAAGCCUCUGAUAAGAGAGAUGGUAUCCUUCCCUUUUCUUUUUCUUCUCUCUCUUUCAUUUAUUUUUUUCUUGCUAGUUGCUACCAUUGUGAUCAGAAUUGGCCAUUGUCAUCACUCUCAGUUGUAUUAUGACUCCAUUGGUCUAGUGCAAGCCCGAUGAUGU